CACAACCGUUUCCAUCUCAAACCUCGCGGUAUUUGCGAGCGAAUUCUCGCGAGCGGGUGGAUUCCGAGGGCGAAGAGGAGAAAUGGAGAUAUGAGGGCUGAAAAAGAACAGAUGACAGGAAGCAGGGAGAGAGGCAUCGUCGAGAUCCAGUUCAGGGACACCCAACGAGAGCACGACGGCGUCACAGCCAACUCCAAGCACAAAGAAGAGAAAAAAGAAAUCUUCACUAAGGUUGUCAUUCGCCGGCUGCCACCCAGUUUAUCAAAAGACCAGCUGGAGGAGCUUCUCAGUCCAUUACCUUCUUUCGACUAUUUUGAGUUCUUUCCUGCAGAUCAAAGCCUAUAUCCACAUCUUUUCUCCAGAGCAUACAUCAACUUCAAAAACCCAGAGGAUAUAAUUCUCUUCAGAGAUCGUUUUGAUGGCUAUGUUUUCAUUGACAGUAAAGGCCAAGAGUAUCCAGCCAUCGUAGAAUUUGCCCCUUUUCAAAAGGUUUCCAAGAAAAAACUCAAGAAAAAAGAUGCCAAAGCAGGAAGCAUUGAAGAAGACCCAGAAUACAAACGUUUUCUGGAGAACUAUUCAUGUGAUGAGGAGAAGUCAAUGGCCAAUCCAGAAACGCUCCUCGGAGAGAUUGAGGCUAAAACAAGGGAGCUCAUAGCUAAAAGGACAACCCCACUGCUGGAAUACAUUAAGAACAAGAAGUUGGAGAAGCAGAGAAUUCGGGAGGAGAAGCGAGAGGAGAGGAGGCGGAGGGAGCUGGAGAAGAAGCGACAGAGGGAGGAGGAGAAGCGGAAGCGCAGGGAAGAGGAGAGGAGAAAACGUAAGGAGGCAGAGAAGCAAAAGAAACUCUCUGAAAAGGAGAUCAAAAUCAAGUUGUUAAAGAAAUGUGACAGAGAUGACGAGGUGGAGUCUGACCGAGUGAAAGAUAAAGGAGACAGUGGAGAGCAAGAGAGGACCAAAUGGGAGAAACCUGCAAGCCACACGAAGUCAAAGGAACCAAAGGACAAGGCUCCACUAGAGAGCGACAGGGAGCAGAGGGAUGGCCAUGGGCGCCGGCAGAGGGACAAGGAGCAGCGUGGCCGGGAAGACGAGCACAAGCGGCAGCGGCACCACUACGACUUCGACAAGUUUUCGCGCCGCAAGGAUGAGACCAAGUGGGGCAAGGGCUUCUGCCAGGACAGGGCCAAGAAGGAGAGCCAUGGCCACGGCUAUUCUUACUGCCCAGAGAUGGGGGAUAAGUCUGGCAAGGAGGACUUGGGGAGCAGGAAGGAGCGCAUCCGGAACAAGUCUGUGUUAGUGCAUCAGGAGAAAAGGACCUCCCAGUCUGAGGGGCCAGACCAGAUAGGAGGGGCUCUGCCAGCCAAGGACCGGCCAGCCAUGCAGCUGUACCAGCCGGGCAGCCGCAGCCGUAAGCACGUGGGCUGUGGGAGCAAAGCCUUUGAUUUGGGAGCCCUCUCUCCGGAGUCAGGCACUGAGGCCUGCUACGAUCUGGCUGUCGGGACGGGCUCAGAGAAGAGUGCGGAUGAGUGACAGGAAGAUUCAUUCAACUCGGCGCAGGGGGAGGAGAAGAAAGGCUGGAGAGUCAGCCACAUUAGUCUGUUCCCUACGUGGGUGUAGUACACCGAGACCUGCCCGCCCCCUGCCACCAUUUUCAUGCACUACGUCACCAGUAUGUACAGACCCACAAAUCAAUUUGUCAGUAUUUAGAGCGGCUACUGUAUGCUUGAUUUUAAUGUCUAAGAUCACUGCCUAUUUGGAUUAACUUUUUUUUUCACACGACACACCACAGGAACUCGGCACACUUUAUCUGUUGACAACUUGUCUGAGAUCAAAUGCCUCAUCAUGUACAAAGGACAGAUUUCUAUGACUUUUGCAGUGAAAUAAACGGAUUCCAGCAGACUAGUUUACAGACAGUCUAUAGAUUUUGCUGUAAAGUUCAUAAAUAAAUGUUGUGAAAUUUGUAUUUUUACAUCUAUAUGUUUACAUCUGUUCCCCAGCUUCAGCACAGGUCCAUAGAAACAUCUGUUAUGACCUUUAUGGUUGUGAGAGAAUGCAUGCACAUUGCUUCUUUAAGUCUGGCUGUAACAGCACUGACUUCACUUCAUAAUUCUGCAUUUAUUCCAAAUAUGAAUGGUAAAACCAUGCCUUGGGUGAUAAAUAUCCUGUGUGUGUGUGUGUGAGUGUGUGGGUGUGUGUUUAUCUGAUAUCAUGGCUUUUAAUGUGCUUUCAGCACUUCUAUGUAGCUAAUUUUCUCUACUUGCGAGCCAAGAAGAACAAAUUUUGCAUUUCGUUAAAGCUAUGGAACAUAAUCAGCUUCUAUUUUACUUGUGUAAAACUUUACUUGAUCACUUGUGUAGGGUAAGAUAUAACUUGGACAAUGUUGUAUACUAAAUGGCAUCUACUGUUUUUUACUUUGGAACAUUUAGACAAUUGAUAGCUGUCAUGUCAAAUGCCUUAGAAAUAUUCUGGACUUGACAGUUCAGUUCACCACUGUAAAAAAAAUAUGAAUUACAGGAUUGUUUUGCUCUUAUUUGGAAGACCAAGAAGACUCUUUUACAUGAGAUCCUGCAUUUUUAAUUUCUCAACAAUAAAGAUGAUAUAUAGCACACUA
Messenger RNA from Electrophorus electricus (electric eel), 2608 nucleotides. Its product is annotated as UPF3A regulator of nonsense mediated mRNA decay. The record is from RefSeq and is a predicted model, not a curated record. Gene Ontology annotation, cellular component: cytoplasm; nucleolus. Gene Ontology annotation, molecular function: telomeric repeat DNA binding. NCBI's taxonomy places the organism in Eukaryota, Metazoa, Chordata, Actinopteri, Gymnotiformes, Gymnotidae. Gene Ontology annotation, biological process: nuclear-transcribed mRNA catabolic process, nonsense-mediated decay; positive regulation of translation.